AUGAAAAAUGUGACAAAACCAGAAAAUAUGUUCUUUUUUGAAACUUCUGGUAGAUGUCACCUUACAACUAGAGAAGCCUGCUCUAUUGAGUCUGCAGCAAAACAUCACCCUACAAACAGGAUCCAGUUCUUAUAUGCUUGUAAAAACGUGAGUCAGCUAAAGGACGACAAACCUUUCCAAAUAGUAUCACAAAUUGAAAACGUUGAAUUUAAAUCACUGAAUUUUAAAUUCGUUUUAUCGGGAACACCUUUAGCUAACUGGUAUGAAAGUGGAAUACUGAACAUAACUAUAAAAAAAAACAAUGUCUUAUCCGAUGGAUUGAAAUUUGUUUUGCUUAAAAAGUACGGUGGUGUAGCCAUCGACUCUGACUGUAUAACAAGAAAACCACUUCCUAACUUGCCUGCUUACGCUGGUUUUCAAACUUUAUCAGUUGUGAACAAUGCUAUCAUUAAAGCACAGAAAGACAGUCCAUUUCUCAUUGAAUGCAUGGAACGAUUUGUUAAAGAAUAUAGUCCAACAAUCUGGUGUCACAACGGUCCUAAGUUAUUGACCAGAGUUAUCCAAGGAGCUUGUGAGAAGGAAAACAAAUACUUUGCACCUGGAUUCACAUGUUACGGAGUUCAUCUCUUUCCCGUUCCAGCUUUUUAUCCUAUUAAUUUUUCUCAGAGAAAACUAUUUUUUGAUCCCAGUGUUUCUGAGUCCUUAAACAAAAUCUGGAAGGAUAGCUAUAUUGUACAUAUCUGGAAUAGUUUAGUUCAAAGACAACAAUAUAAGCCUGGAGAAGGGAGUCCAAUGGAUCAUUUGUACAAGGACAAUUGUCCAAUAACUUAUUCUUAUAUUGUGAAACAAGGUGUAGGAGAGUGA
Molecule: messenger RNA, 864 nt
Organism: Limulus polyphemus (Atlantic horseshoe crab)
Lineage: Eukaryota; Metazoa; Arthropoda; Merostomata; Xiphosura; Limulidae
Product: lactosylceramide 4-alpha-galactosyltransferase-like
Exons: 1
Coding region: 1-864 (287 amino acids)
Biological process (GO): glycosphingolipid biosynthetic process
Molecular function (GO): hexosyltransferase activity
Source: RefSeq, a predicted model, not a curated record